AUGGAAGAAGAUUACAUUAAAAACAUCCGUCAGAUGCUCAUGAGCUGUGUGUCUAUUUCUGGAGUCACUGAGAGGACAUGGACAGAGGACAACAUGAAUACUCUGGAUCAGUUUAUUGUGGACACUUCAAUUGGAGCUGUAGUGGUCUAUAUGCACAGAUCAAACGGGCUGAAGGUGGACUUCAGAACCCCGCCACCGGGGGAGGUGAUUGAGGGGCAAUUCUACAUCAGCCGAACGCCAGGAGCCGUAAUCACAGAGGAAAACUUUGAUUUGGUGGUACAGUUUGACACGGUGAGGGACGACCCCCUCCGGGUGCUGCUGCAGGACAUGACCUGCUUGCAUUCCAUUCCAGUUGCCUACAGCAGCUACAAAAAGAAGGUUAAGGAUGAAUAUAGCAGGGACAUGCAUUACUUCAUCACUUGCCUUACUGAUGACUUGUAUAAGAAGGUAGGAAGAACAGUUCUGUACAUUCCAGUGGAAGGCUUACUGUGCUCUGCUGAGGAAGCCAGCAAGGACAAGAAGCUGGUGAACAGAAUGGAGAUUAUGAUAAUCCACUGGACAGAUCAGAUCAAAGAGUUACUGAACAUCCAAGAAACCGUGGACAAGAGAGAACACUGUGGCCCGCUGCAGGAGAUCGAGUUCUGGAAGAAUCUCUCCACCAAGCUGUUGGAGAUCAGCAGUCAGCUGCAGAAGCCAGGAGUCAAACACAUCCAGAAGAUUGUGUAUCUGGCGAAGUCCUUAUACCUACAGCGCUUUCAAGAACUUUCUGCAGAAAUACAGGAAUGCUCGAUGCAGGCGGAGUCAAACCUGACCUUCCUGUCCAUCCUUAAGAAGCCCUGUGAAGAGCUUUCCAAUCUCAAGCCAAAACAAAUUGCUUCAAAGCUGCGACACAUCGUGGUCCUCAUUCGAAUCAUCUGGGUCAACUCACCCUCCUACAACAGCAAUGAGAGAAUCACUGGGCUCUUCUGCCAGAUGAGUAAUGAGAUCAUCCGUCUGUGCAGUGAAAACAUCUCUCUGGACGAUAUCUUCGAGGGCCAGUUGACAUCCAGCAAGCGAGUCCUCGACGACUGCAUCCAGUGUUGCACGUCCUGGAAGGACACUUACAUGCAUGUCUCAAAGCUUCAUCACAAGCAUUCUCACAAAGGCUGGGUUCUGGACAAAACAAAGUUUUUCGUGGGGAUUGAUGCCUUCAUUUUGAGGCUCAGCAACCUGCUUGAGGUCUGUGACUGCCAGUACCAGUUUGCCCGUUGGGACGACGGCCGGAAAAGAGAUAUGCCCUGCUUCAGAGGCAGCACCGGACCAGAGCUGACCCGCAACCUGCUGAAGAUAGAGACCAGCUUCCACCAAGGACUGCAGAACCUGCGCGCAUUUGACAAGGGGAUCCUUGAUGUCCAACAUCCCACGUGGAGUAAGGAGUUCAGCAGGUUUUGUACAUUUGUAAAGGAUCUGGAAAUGAUGACCCAGGAGUUGAUGAAUUCAGCUUUCCGGACCGUGAACACAGUUCAGGAAGGAGUCAGGCUUCUGGACAUUUUCAGUCCGAUGUCCACACGCAAGGCCAUACGGCGCACAAUGGAGGAGAAGUCAGAGGAAGUGUACAGCAUCUUCAGCAAAGAACUUAAAUUGGUGAAGGAGGCAGUGGACCAAAAGGGUCGCUGUUAUCCUGAUCACAUGCCACAAGUUGUGGGGCAGGUCAUGUGGGCCAAAGCUCUCCAGCAGCGCCUAGAAAAACCCAUGGAGAUCCUUCAGAAGUGCUCCUUUAUGCCGGAAUCUUCCAACCGCAAGCAGAUCAUUUUUACCUAUGUGCAGGUGAACCAGAUCCUGGCUGAGAUUGUGAGGAAAAACUUCUUUGACUGGACUCAGAACUUGGAUGGACAGUACCUGAAGAAACUGCAGCAGACUCUCUUGGUGCGCCUCAAGGGCGCUCGCUCCAGGCUGGAAAUCAAUUUCGACAACAACCUGUUGAGGCUGUUUUCUGAGAUCCAGUACUGGGACCGAAUGAAGUUUGAGAUCCCACAGAUUGUAUCUGACAUGUACCAGAGCAGGGAAGAGAUCCGGCUCCUCCGGGAGAGAGUGCUGCUGCUCAUCAGGAACUACAACAGGAUUGUUGGAAUGCUCUCUCGUGAAGAGCUGGGUCUAUUCCGGGAGCGGAUCCGUUUCCUUGACAAGAAGGUGGAGCCCGGCAUGACCAAGUUGCUUUGGUUGUCCCAAGGAGCUUCGAACCACUUCAUCAACGAUUCCCUUCUCCACAUUGACAAGGUCCAGUCUGUCAUUGAUGGUUACAAAGUUUCCAAUCUGUCCAUCUCCAACCUCUGUAGGCAGAUCAGUGAAACUUUGCUGGUUAAAAUAGAUGGGAAGACAGUGUACAGAAACCUGGAAUUUGAGGAUGACCAGAAUGCUCACCAGCAGAGUCGUCUCCAAGUGCUGCGCUCGGUACACCAGGAAAUUGUUGCUAUCAUGACUCAGAUUCACACCAUCUUUGCCGGGGAUGGAGCUGAGGUCCAGGAACAUUGGGAAACAUAUUCAGAGAAGGUGGACCGGAUAGUGGAAGAGGCAUUCCGGUUUAACAUCAGGGACUCCAUGAAGAAACUAAGCAGAGCCAUCACCGGGGAUAGCAAGACAUCUCCCAGUCCGCUGUUCAAAGUGCUAGUACUUCUGCGGCAGGCGACUCCUCAAAGCGUGCCAAAGCUGGAGUUCUCGCCGACUCUACAGAAACUUGGAGAGAUUGUGAACAUUUUGCCUCAGUUGAUCAAAAUCAUCUCUGAAUUUAAGCGUCUCCCUGAGCUUCUCUCCAACAAAGGGUCUCUGGCUGUCCCCAUAUACAUCAGCAUAGAGCGAGACGAUCGGAUUAUUAAGACUCAGGCUGCAAUUACAGCGGGCAUGUCAGCCAAUGCCAGGCAACUGGAGGCCUAUUUGAAGAGCUGGGGCAAAUACAGGCCCAUCUGGGAAAAUAUCAAAGACUACAUUAUACAACGUUACAGGACAGCCAACACUUCAGUAUCGACUUUUGAUGCAGAUAUACAAAGAUACACUGAGAACGCCAGCAGUAUUCAACAGGAAGAGACUGUCGUCACCAUACAGUUUGUGAUGCUGGACUGUUCGCCACUCAAGUCCACCCUGGUGCAACAUUGCAAUGAAUGGCAGAAAAAGUUAACACAGCUUCUCAGCGAGAUAGCAAGCACUCAUCUAGAAGAACUUUAUAACUCAAUGAAAAGCAAUGCCCAGAGGUUGAUGAAACCACCGCAGACGCUUGAGGAGCUUAGUGAUAGCCUGACUCUUUUAGCGAAUCUCAAUAGUGAUUUGGCCAACACAGAAGCUCAGAUUCCUCUCAUCCAUGAACGAUUUGCCAUCCUCGACAAGUAUGAAGUCGAAGUGGUGCGCCGUGUUCAGGUCAUGCGAGAAAAUCUGAAUGACAAGUGGAUUUGGUUUCAGCAGGUGUUGAUUAACAGUGACGCCACUCUGUCGAAAGACAAAGAAAAGUUCAAAACCGGCCUCAUCCGCUCCUUUGAGGAUUUCAAGAAGAAGAUCGACGUUGUAUUGCAGGAGUUCAACAUCAAAGGUCCUUUUCAGAGCAUUUUAAGCUUUGAAACGGCCAUGAAACAAAUAGAAGAACAUCGUACCCAACUGGAGGCUCUAAAGCAGGAGCAAAACACCAUUAUCAGUGGGCUGGCAUUCUUCAGAAUCGAACAACCUCCCUGUAAAUUUAUCAUGGCAAUGGAAAAGGACAUGGAUCAGCUCCAGGAGGUGUGGGAAAUCUCUCAGGAAUGGGAUGAAAACUGGAAAAACUGGAAGGUUCUUCACCUGUCACAGCUGCAGACGCGGACCAUGGAGGAAACAGCGCUGGAGAUGUACAAGAGAGUUCGCGCCCUUCAGAGAGAUCUCAAGGGUAAAGAUUGGGAGAUAGUUACUUCCUCCAGGGUGAAGCUUGAAAAGUUCAAGCACAUCAUCCCCCUCAUUACUGAUCUGAGGAAUCCAGCCUUGAGAGACAGACACUGGACACAGAUCUGUGAGGAUCUAGAGCGCACAUUUGACCACACCAGCCCUGACUUCACCCUGGAGAAGAUCAUUUCUCUGAACCUGGAUCAUUACGCUUCGGUCAUUUCGGAGAUCUCUGGAGCUGCCAGUAAGGAGCUCUCCAUAGAACAGGGUCUGAUGAAUGUCAGGAAGACAUGGGAUGAAGUAUACCUGGACAUCGUGCCGUACAAAGAGGAGGGCCACUACAAGCUGCGAGGGAGUGAAGACGUCUUCCAGAUGCUGGACGAUAACCAGGUCAUUUUGUCCACAAUGAAGGCAUCCCGCUUCGUUAAAGCCUUCGAGCGAGAGGUGGACCAAUGGGAACACCAGCUCACCCACAUAAUGGACGUCAUCGAUAUGAUCCUCUCUGUGCAGCGAAACUGGAUUUACUUGGAAAACAUUUUCCAAGGAAAGGACAUUAGGGAGCAGCUUCCUAAUGAGUGCACCGAGUUUGCGGGCAUCAGUCGCAACUGGAAGAUCAUAAUGGAACGACUCCACGAGAAUCCGAACGCCCUGCAGGGAACACAUUAUCCCGGCUUGCUACAGACUCUGAAUGACAUGAGCUUCAAGCUGGAAGACAUCCUGAGGGCCCUGGACAUGUAUCUGGAGACCAAGAGGCAGAUCUUCCCAAGGUUUUAUUUUCUGUCUAACGACGACGUGCUGGAGAUCCUGGGCCAGUCUCAGAACCCCGAAGCCAUGCAGCCUCACAUGAAGAAGUGCUUUGACAACAUCAAGAGCCUACGACUCGAGAAGACAAAUAAAUCUGUAAGAGCUGAUGGGAUGUUUUCAGCUGAUGGCGAGUUCAUUUUGUUCAACAAACCCCAGCAGCUGGACAAACCAGUGGAGAUUUGGCUUUGUGAUGUUGAGAGGCUCAUGCAGAAUACUCUGAAGGCGCAUCUGAACGACUGCCUUAUUGAUAUGAAAAAGAUAACAGGAACAAGAGAGAAAUGGGUCAAAGACUGGCCAGGACAGAUUGUAAUUACAGCGAGCCAGAUCAAGUGGACGAGUGAGGUCACCAGAGCUCUCAACGUCAGCAAGGAGAGAGCAAACAAAUCCUCCCUAAAGUCACUGAAGAAGAAACAGGUCUCUAUGCUGCAAAGCUACUCAGAGAUGAUACGUGAGGAACUCCCAAAAAUCCUGCGUCUGAAGGUGGUAGCGCUCGUCACGGUGGAGGUUCACGCUCGGGAUGUUAUCGAUAAGUUGGCCAAGACUGGCUGCAGUGACGUCAACGCGUUCGAGUGGCUCUGCCAGUUGCGACUGUACUGGGAAAAGGACAAGGACAAGGCUGAUUUGAUUGAAUGCAUCAUCCGACAGACCAACACACAGUUUAAAUACUGCUAUGAGUACCUUGGAAACUCUGGACGGCUGGUCAUCACUCCACUCACUGACAGGUGUUACAUGACUCUGACCACGGCUCUCCAUCUCCACCGGGGCGGCUCUCCGAAAGGCCCAGCCGGCACAGGGAAGACAGAGACUGUUAAGGACUUGGGCAAAUCCCUGGGAAUGUACGUCAUUGUCGUGAACUGCUCUGAAGGACUGGAUUACAAAUCAAUGGGUCGCAUGUUCUCCGGCCUGGCUCAGACCGGUGCGUGGGGAUGCUUCGAUGAGUUCAACCGCAUCAACAUUGAGGUGCUGUCAGUGGUCGCCCAGCAGAUUCUUUCCAUCCUGUCUGCCCUCACAGCUGAGAAGUCUAAGUUCCUGUUUGAAGGGCAUACGAUCCGUCUGGUUCCAACGUGUGGCAUCUUCAUCACCAUGAAUCCCGGGUAUGCUGGUCGCACUGAGCUUCCUGACAACCUGAAGUCCAUGUUCAGACCUAUCUCCAUGGUGGUGCCGGACUCAACUCUGAUCGCUGAAAUCCUGCUGUUUGGAGAAGGUUUCGACAACUGUAAGCUCCUGGCUAAGAAGGUAUUCACACUCUACUACCUGGCAGUGCAGCAGCUCUCCAAACAGGAUCAUUAUGAUUUUGGUCUCCGCGCUCUCACCUCUUUGCUUCGCUUCGCUGGGAAGAAACGGCGUCAAUCCCCCAACAUUGCAGAUGAAGAAAUUCUUCUGAUGGCCAUGAAGGACAUGAAUAUUGCUAAACUGACCUCUGCAGAUCUUCCACUGUUUAAUGGCAUCGUCCAGGACUUGUUCCCUGCUGUGGAGACACCUGUUAUAGAAUAUGACACGUUGAAGGUAGCUAUCGAGACGGAGUUACGGCGGGUUGGUCUGCAGGUCACUCCUUUUACAGUGACUAAAGUCAUCCAACUUUACGAGACCAAAAACUCCCGGCACUCCACCAUGCUGGUUGGCAAGACGGGCAGCGCCAAGACUAUCACCUGGAAAAUCCUGCAGCAGUCCCUCACAGCUCUGAACCAGAAAGGAGAACCCGACUUUGAGAUAGUUCAUAUCUAUCCCCUGAAUCCAAAGUCGAUGAGUCUCGGGGAGCUGUACGGAGAAACUGACCUUUCUACUAACGAGUGGUCCGACGGAGUGCUGUCGUCCCUCAUGAGAACAGCCUGUGCAGAGGAGACGCCUGAUGAGAAGUGGAUCCUGUUCGAUGGGCCUGUGGACACCCUGUGGAUUGAGAGUAUGAACUCUGUCAUGGAUGACAACAAGGUGCUCACUCUCAUAAACGGAGAGAGAAUCUCAAUGCCUGAGCAGGUGUCUCUUCUGUUUGAAGUGGAGAACCUGGCAAUGGCCUCUCCAGCUACUGUGUCCCGCUGUGGAAUGGUCUACAACGACUACGUUGAUCUUGGAUGGAAGCCAUUCGUCCAGUCCUGGCUGGAAAAGCAUGACACAGCUGAAAUGGAGCAUUUGAAAAAUUCCUUCAAUAAAUUUUUGGAGGUCACUUUGAAUUUUAAGAAGGCCAACUGCAAAGAGUUGAUCCCCGUAACUGAGCUCAACGGCGUCACGUCUCUCUGCCGGCUCUACGACUCUCUGGCCACACCCAGCAAUGGGGUGAAUCCUUCAGAUACGGAGAACCUGGACAGAGUGGUGGAGCUCUGGUUCACCUUCAGCCUCAUCUGGUCCAUCUGCGCCUCUGUAGACGAGGACGGACGGAAGAAAGUGGACAACUUCAUACGAUCCAUAGACAUCACCUUCCCUGUCAAGGACACAAUUUAUGAGUUCUAUGUGGAUCCAAAAAGUAGAUCCUGGAUACCUUUUGAAGAGCAGCUUCCGAAGGGCUGGCGCUAUGAUCCUUCUGCUCCAUUCUAUAAGAUUAUAGUACCUACCGUGGACACAGUUCGCUAUAACUUACUGGUCCAGGCUCUGGUGUUGAAGCAGCACCCGGUGCUGCUCACUGGACCGGUUGGCACUGGAAAAACCUCUGUGGCCCAGAACGUCCUGCAGGGCUUAAGCAAAAGGUGGACUGCUCUCACUAUCAACAUGUCUGCCCAGAUAUCCUCCAACAACAUCCAGGCCAUCAUAGAGAGCCGAACAGAGAAGAGAACCAAAGGCAUGUAUUUCCCGAUAGGCGGGAAGCAGAUGCUGUGUUUUCUGGACGACCUCAACAUGCCGGCCCACGACACGUUUGGCUCCCAGCCGCCGCUGGAGCUGCUGCGCUUUUGGAUUGGCUACGGCUUCUGGUACGACCGCCAAAAGCAGACACCAAAGUAUGUCAAGGACAUGUUCUUGCUGGCAUCCAUGGGACCUCCUGGUGGAGGAAGGACUCAGAUCUCUGCUCGAUUUCAAAGUAGUUUCAACCUCAUCAAUAUGACUUUUCCAAGUGAGUCCCAGAUAAAGAGCAUCUUCAGCACCAUGCUCAACCAGAAGCUACAAGUCUUUAGGGAGGAGGUGAAGCCUAUUGGAGACUCUGUGACUCAGGCCACUUUGGAAUUGUACAACUCUGUCACAGCAUCCUUUCUUCCCACUCCAGCCAAGAUACACUACCUCUUCAACCUCAGAGAUAUCUCAAAGGUUUUUCAGGGUUUGCUUAGGGCUCACCCGGAGUACCAAGAUACUCAUAAUGACAUCAUCAGACUGUGGAUCCACGAGUGCUUCAGGGUGUUCUCGGAUCGACUCGUAAACCAAACUGACGCAAAUACAUUCAUAACUCUCCUGGAGGAAAAACUGGCCUCCCUCUUCAAUCUCACUUUCCACGGCAUCUGUCCGACCAAACAUUCACCAGUAUUUGGUGAUUUUAUGGGUAGCGCUGGUGGAUAUGAAGACAUUGUGGAUAUGAAGAAUCUGAAGAAGUUCAUGGAAAACCAGCUUUCUGAUUACAACCAGACACCUGGAGUUGUUCACAUGGACCUGGUGCUCUUCAGAGACGCCAUCGAACACAUAACCCGUGUUGUACGUGUGAUCAGCCAGAUGAGAGGCAACAUGCUUCUUAUUGGUAUUGGGGGCUCCGGUAGACAGAGUCUCUCUAAGCUGGCUGCCUUCAUCUGUGAAUAUGAAGUGUUCCAGGUGGAAGUGACCAAACAAUACCGCAAGCAAGAGUUCAGAGAGGACAUCAAGAAGCUCUACCGGUUAGCUGGGGUGGACAACAAGCCUACAGUGUUUCUCUUCAAUGACACGCAGAUUGUCGAUGAAUCCUUCCUGGAGGACAUCAACAACAUCCUGAGCUCUGGAGAGGUUCCCAACCUCUACAAGUCAGAUGAGUUUGUAGAGGUGUGUAACGCCCUGUCAGAGUCUGCCAAGAAAGACAACGUGGUGGAGACUCCUGAUUCACUGUUCAGCUAUUUGAUCGAGCGAGUCAGGAACAACCUGCAUAUAGUUCUCUGCAUGAGCCCAGUGGGAGAACCCUUCAGAAACCGCAUCCUGCAGUUCCCAGCGAUAGUAAACUGCACCACCAUUGACUGGUUUUCUGAGUGGCCCAAAGACGCCCUGCUGGAGGUGGCUGAGAGGUACCUGGAUGGACUGGAUCUGGGCUCUGCUGAGGGGAUCCACAGGAAGGUCGCCAGUAUAUUUGUGACCACUCACCAGUCCGUGGAAAACGUCUCCCAGAUGAUGAAGGUGGAUCUGAAGAGAUAUAAUUAUGUAACACCUACCAACUACUUGGAGCUAGUGUCUGGAUAUAAAAAACUGUUGGGGGAGAAGCGCAGUGAGUUGGGGGAGCAGGUGAGCAAACUGCGAAACGGCCUUUUCAAAAUCAACGACACCCGGGAGAAAGUAGAGGCCAUGACUGUGGAGCUGGAGGAGGCCAGGGAGGAGUUGGUGGAGUUCCAGAGGCAGUGUGACCAGUACCUAGCUGUCAUUUUGAAGCAAAAGAGUGAGGCUGAUGAACAGCAGAAGAUGGUGAGUGAGAAAAGCGAGAGGAUUCGAGCAGAGGAGCUACAGUGUAAAGCCAUGGCUCAAAAUGCACAAAGGGAGCUGGACAAAGCCAUGCCUGCUCUCGAAGAGGCCCUGAAGGCCCUGGAAUCUCUAAACAAGAAGGACAUGACAGAGAUCAAGUCUUACGGCCGUCCUCCAGUGCUGGUGGAGACCGUCAUGCAAGCUGUCAUGACCCUUCUUGGCAAAGAGCCGACCUGGGCUGAAGCCAAGAGACAGCUUGGCGAGCCCAACUUCAUCAAAACAUUGAUCAACUAUGACAAGGAUAACAUAACGGACCGUGUUCUGAAGAGGAUCGGCCAAUACUGCAGGCAGGUGGACUUCCAGCCAGAGAUCAUUGGGAAAGUGUCACUGGCUGCCAAGUCCCUCUGCAUGUGGGUCCGAGCCAUGGAGGUGUACGGACGAAUAUACCGGGAGGUUGAACCAAAGCGGGCGUUGCUGAACACUGCAAUGGCCGCUUUAGCAGAAAAAGAAGCUGCUCUGGACGAUGCUAUGAGAAAACUACAAGAGGUGGCGGAUAAGCUGAAUGCACUGCAAAAGCAACAUGCCGAGAAGCUGGCUAUGAAGGAGAGUUUGAGAGUCAAAUCUCAGGAGAUGGAGUUGAAACUGGACCGAGCCGACAAACUGGUGACAGGACUGGCUGGGGAAAGGGUCCGCUGGCAUGAGAGAGUGACUGGUCUUGAGAGAAACAUGGCAUUCCUUGUUGGAGACUGCCUGCUCGCUUCGUCCUUCUUGUCCUACAUGGGGCCCUUCCUGUCCAAUUACAGAGACUCGCUGCUCGGCAUCUGGAUGAAAGAGGUUCUGGCUUCAGAGAUCCACUGCACCCCAGGAUUCAGUUUUGCUGUAUUUCUGUCCAAACCAACAGUGGUGAGAAACUGGAAUAUUCAGGGUCUGCCAUCUGACGCGUUCUCCACUGAGAACGGAAUUAUCAUCACCCGCGGGAACAGAUGGCCACUGAUAGUCGACCCUCAAGGCCAGGCUAUGAAGUGGAUCAAAAAUAUGGAAAUGGAAGCGGGUCUAAAACAAGUAGACCUUCAAACGCCAGACUACCUUCGGGUUCUGGAAACUGCCAUCCAGUUUGGGUAUCCUGUCUUGCUACAGAAUGUCCAGGAGGAUCUGGAUCCGUCCCUCAACCCUAUUCUCAACAAGUCUCUGACUCGCAUAGGUGGCAAUCUGCUGAUGAAGCUGGGUGACAAGGAGAUUGAAUACAACCCAGACUUCAGGUUCUACAUCACCACCAAGUUGUCCAACCCCCACUACUCCCCAGAGAUUUCUUCAAAGACCACAAUAGUGAACUUUGCUGUCAAGGAGCAGGGUCUGGAGGCUCAGUUGCUAGGGAUUGUGGUACGUAAAGAGCGUCCAGAACUGGAGCAGCAAAAGGAUUCACUUGUUAUCAGCAUUGCUGCUGGCAAAAAAAGUCUGCAGGACCUGGAGGAUGAGAUCCUCAGGCUCCUGAACGAAGCCAGCGGCUCUCUGCUGGACGAUGUCCAGCUGGUAAACACCCUGCAGGCCUCCAAGGUGACGUCCAGCCAAGUUACAGAGCAGCUGGAGACCAGCGAGCAGACCGAGCAGAAGAUCGACUCAGCCAGAGAGGCCUACCGACCAUGUGCUCAGCGAGCCUCCAUUCUCUUCUUCAUCUUAAACGACAUGAGCCUCAUCGACCCCAUGUACCAGUUUUCUCUGGACGCCUACAUCAACCUGUUCAUGCUCAGCAUAGCGAAGAGCAAGCAGGCAUACAGCUUAAGGGUCGAGGAACGAAUCAACAACCUCAAUGACUACCACACAUACUCCGUGUACCGGUACACCUGUCGGGGUCUCUUUGAGGCUCACAAACUUCUCUUGAGCUUCCAGAUGUGCGUCAAAAUCUUGGAAGUGGCUGGGAAACUGAACAUGGAUGAGUACAACAUCUUCCUCCGAGGCAUCGUCGCUAUUGAUAAGGACGAUCGGAUGGAUAAUCCAUUUACCAGCUGGCUGCCAGACUCCAGCUGGGACGGCAUCGCAGAGCUGGAUAAGCUGCCCAAGUUUCAUGGCAUCGUGGCCUAUUUUGAACACUACCCACGAGACUGGAACCUCUGGUUUACCCACCCUGAGCCAGAGAGCGCGCCGCUACCAGGUGAUUUGGAUCACAACUACAAUGAGCUCAAGAAGAUGGUAAUAGUGCGUUUCCUACGCCAAGACCGAGUGUCUUUCUGCAUCACCUCCUUCAUCAUCAAAAAUCUGGGCCCGCGCUUUGUGGAGCCUCCUGUUCUCGACAUGAAGGCUGUGGUGGAGGAGUCCACCAGCUGCAGUCCUCUGAUCUUUGUGCUGUCUCCUGGAGUGGACCCCACAGGAUCGCUGCUGCAACUGGCUAAGGCCUCGGGGAUGAGCCACCAAUUCAGCGCUCUGUCUCUGGGCCAGGGGCAGGCGCCCAUCGCCAGGAGGCUCAUAGAGGAAGGAGUGAAGAACGGUCACUGGGUCUUCCUUGCCAACUGUCACUUGUCUCUUUCCUGGAUGCCGGAGUUGGACAAACUAAUAAAGGAGCUGCCGGUUCAGAACCCAGAGCCCAACUUCAGGCUGUGGCUCAGCUCUUCACCGCACCCAGAUUUUCCCAUCACGAUUCUGCAGGCUGGUAUCAAGAUGACCACCGAGCCGCCAAAGGGCGUGAAAGCCAACAUGAAGCGUCUGUACCAGCUGAUGACUGAAGCUCAGUUCAACCGCUGCACGAAAGGCAGGCUGUACAAGAAGCUGCUCUACGCCCUCUGCUUUUUCCACAGCAUCCUGUUGGAAAGGAAGAAGUUCCGACAAAUGGGCUGGAACAUCAUCUACGGCUUCAAUGAUUCUGACUUUGAGGUGAGCGAGAAUUUGCUCUGUUUAUACCUGGAUAAAUAUGAGGAGAUUCCUUGGGAUGCGCUCAAGUACCUCAUCGCUGGUGUCAACUAUGGCGGCCACGUCACAGACGAGUGGGACCGUCGACUCCUAACCACAUACAUCAACGACUACUUCUGCGAGGGAGCUAUAAAUCAGACCUUCUUCAAGCUAUCAAGCUUACCCACCUACUAUAUUCCUCGCGAGGGUCCGCUGUCGUCGUUCCAGGAACAUAUCAACACGCUGCCGGCCACGGAGCACCCAGAGGUGUUUGGUGAGCACCCCAACGCCGACAUCGCCAGCCAGAUCGCGGAGACCCGCACGUUGUUCGAGACGCUGCUCUCCUUGCAGCCUCAGCACACAGGGACCGCGGCGACAGGGGCCGGGGCCAGACCCAGUCGAGAGGACACGGUUCUGGAGCUGCUGGGAGAGGUUCGUACUAAGAUCCCAACUCUGAUUGACUGCGAGGGGACCAGGACCGUCCUCCAGGACAACCCCACACCCCUUAAUGUGGUCUUACUACAAGAGAUCCAGAGAUACAACUCUCUGCUGGAAGACAUCAUCUUCUCCCUGGUGGAGCUGGAGAAGGGAAUAAAAGGCUUCGUGGUGAUGACACCAAGCAUGGAGGAGACCUUCAACAGUAUCUACGACGCCCGCGUGCCCCCUGUGUGGGAGAAGGCGUAUCCGUCUCUGAAGCCUCUUGCAGCGUGGACGCGCGACCUCUCCCAGCGAGUGGACCAGUUUGCACGCUGGGCAGAGAAGGUCCAGCCCCCCGUCCUGUUCUGGCUGUCCGGCUUCACCUUUCCCAACGGCUUCCUCACCGCCGUGCUGCAAUUCACCGCCCGGCAACACAACAUCUCAGUGGACACGCUGUCCUGGGAGUUUAUAGUGUCCACUGUGGAUGACAGCAACCUGCUUACCCCGCCUGAGGAUGGAGUUUAUGUGAAAGGCUUGUACCUGGAGGGGGCAGGUUGGGACAGGAAGAACUCGUGUCUGGUGGAAGCUGAGCCCAUGAAGAUGGUCUGCCCAAUUCCCACCAUCUACUUUAAACCAGUGGAAAACCGCAAGAAGAUGUCCAAGAGUAUGUACCUGUGUCCGUGUUAUUACUUCCCAGUGCGCGCUGGGAAAGACGGCCGGCCGGCGUUUGUGGUCGCCAUUGAACUCAAAUCCGGAGCUGUGUCUCCAGACCACUGGGUCAAGAGAGGGACUGCUCUCCUCUUGAGUCUGGACAACUGAAUGCUCACACAUUUCUAAUAUUUCCUUUCUUAUUUUAGAUUUUGUUUACCAAAUGUUUAUAGUUUCUGAAUCAUAAAGUAGAAAGGCGCAAUGCGCACCAUUGAUGGAAGUCGUUCUUUGAUGUUUGUGCUUUGGUUUCGUUAGUUCUCUUCCCUCUCUGUUCGUCUUCCAUCUGUCUUUACAAGCGUAUUUAUUCCACUGAAGAGAGAACAUGCCUGGGGAAGUAACACUCACUGUUUCACUGGAAUCACCUUUGAAACAUCUGGACCAAGUCACUGAUUCGGUCAGAAAAUGUCUGACUGUGUGCGCUUAUUGAUUUUAAGCACCCUGAAACACUUUGAACUUCAAUAAACCUCAAAACAUGUCGACUACGA
Messenger RNA from Xiphophorus couchianus (Monterrey platyfish), 13721 nucleotides. RefSeq names its product dynein, axonemal, heavy chain 2 (gene dnah2). Gene Ontology annotation, cellular component: dynein complex. Lineage: Eukaryota; Metazoa; Chordata; Actinopteri; Cyprinodontiformes; Poeciliidae. The coding region runs from base 1 to 13347 and encodes 4448 amino acids. The record is from RefSeq and is a predicted model, not a curated record. Gene Ontology annotation, molecular function: ATP binding; dynein intermediate chain binding; ATP hydrolysis activity. Gene Ontology annotation, biological process: microtubule-based movement. The transcript has 87 exons.